AACAAGCUUUACGCCAUGAAAGUGCUCCGGAAAGCGGCCAUCGUCGCUAAAGCCAAGACGACCGAACACACGCGGACCGAGAGGACCGUCCUGGAACACGUGCGCCAGUCGCCUUUCCUCGUGACGCUGCAUUACGCCUUCCAGACGGACUCCAAGCUCCAUCUGAUUCUGGACUACGUGAGCGGAGGCGAGCUGUUCACCCACUUGUACCAGCGGGACCACUUCACCGAGGAGGAAGUACGGUUUUACAGCGGGGAGAUCAUUCUGGCCCUCGAACACCUGCACAAGCUCGGCAUCAUUUAUCGGGACGUGAAGCUGGAAAACAUCCUGUUGGACAACGAGGGCCACGUGGUGCUGACCGAUUUUGGCCUGAGCAAGGAAUUUGUGACGGAGGAUAGAGAACGGACCUUCUCGUUUUGUGGCACCAUCGAAUACAUGGCUCCCGAGAUUGUACGCAGCAAAAGUGGACAUGGCAAGUCUGUGGACUGGUGGAGUUUGGGAAUCCUGGUCUUCGAGCUCCUGACCGGGGCGUCUCCUUUCACCCUGGAAGGGGAGAAGAACUCACAAGCGGAGGUGUCCAGACGGAUCCUGAAGUGCAGCCCGCCGUUCCCGUCGCUCAUCGGCCACGAGGCUCGCGACCUGCUGCAGAAGCUCCUGUGCAAAGACCCCAAGAAACGCUUGGGGUCCGGCCCGACGGGGGCCCAGGAAAUUAAGGAGCACCCCUUUUUCAGGGGCCUGGACUGGGUUGAAUUAGCAGCGCGCCAGGUGAGACCACCAUUUAAACCCCUCAUUCGCCACGAGUUGGACGUGCGAAACUUUGCCGAAGAAUUCACCAGCUUGGAGCCCAUCUACUCUCCGGCUGGGACCCCUCCCAGCCUAGACCGUGUCUUCCAGGGAUAUUCCUUCAUUGCCCCGUCAAUCCUCUUUAACCGCAACGCUGUGACUGCCGACGUACUCGAGGCAGCGCUCGAUGGGGAACGUCCCGGAAGCUCUGCAGUGGCCCGAAGUGCCAUGAUGAAGGAUUCUUCGUUCUUCCAAAAAUAUGAGAUGGACCUGGUGGAGCCCCCCCUGGGCGAGGGAAGCUUCUCGGUCUGCCGCCGUUGCCGACAUCGACAAAACGGGACGGAAUUUGCGGUCAAAAUCAUCAGCAAAAGGAUGGAAGUAAACACCCAGCGAGAAGUGGCGGCUUUGCAGAUCUGCGAAACCCACCCGAACAUCGUCAAGCUUCACGAUGUUCAUCACGACCAGUAUCACACCUACCUGGUGAUGGAAUUGCUGAGGGGAGGGGAGCUCCUGGACCGAAUCAAGAAGAAGCAGCACUUCAGCGAGUCGGAAGCCAGCCAGAUCAUGCGCAGCCUGGUUUCCGCCGUCAGCUUCAUGCACGACUCGGGAGUGGUGCACCGGGACCUGAAGCCCGAGAAUAUUCUGUACGCAGACGAGACGGAGGGCGCCCCCGUGAAGGUGAUCGACUUCGGCUUUGCCCGCCUCUGCCCUCAGAACUCGCAGCCCAUGCAGACCCCCUGCUUCACCCUCCAGUACGCGGCCCCCGAGCUUUUGCAGGACGGCGGCUACGAUGAAUCUUGCGAUCUCUGGAGCCUGGGGGUGAUCUUGUACACCAUGCUGUCCGGCCAGGUCCCCUUCCACAGUAGCCAGGAAGGAAGCGCAGCCAGCCACGCCGCGGACAUCAUGCACAAAAUCAAGGAAGGGCAGUUCUCCCUGGAGAGCGAAGCCUGGAGGAACGUGUCUGAAGAAGCGAAGGAGCUGGUUCGAGGUCUUCUCACGGUGGACCCUGCCAAGCGGCUUAAAAUGUCCAACUUACGCUACAACGAGUGGCUCCAGGACGGCAGCGCCCUCUCUUCCACCCCGCUGAUGACGCCGGACAUCUUGGAGAGCUCCGGGCCCGCUGUGCGAACGGGCGUGAACGUCACGUUUAUGGCCUUCAACAAGGGGAAGCGCGAAGGGUUUUUCCUGAAAAGUGUGGAAAACGCCCCUCUGGCCAAACGGCGUAAGCUGAAGAUGUCCAGCACCGGUGCUGAGGGCCGCCGCAGCAGCAGCAGCUCCUCCUCCUCCUCCUCCUCGGGGUCCUCCUCCCGCCCCCCCAAAGCCAAGAUCCCCACCAUUCGCCACGACCCUCCCUCGUAG
Messenger RNA from Protobothrops mucrosquamatus (brown spotted pit viper), 2142 nucleotides. It is a transcript of the gene RPS6KA4, whose product is annotated as ribosomal protein S6 kinase A4. Gene Ontology annotation, molecular function: protein serine/threonine kinase activity; magnesium ion binding; ATP binding. Gene Ontology annotation, biological process: regulation of DNA-templated transcription; intracellular signal transduction; protein phosphorylation. The record is from RefSeq and is a predicted model, not a curated record. The transcript has 15 exons. The coding region runs from base 16 to 2142 and encodes 708 amino acids. NCBI's taxonomy places the organism in Eukaryota, Metazoa, Chordata, Lepidosauria, Squamata, Viperidae.